AUGGGUUUGCACUCAGCCCAGAAGAAGCACUUUCCCCUGCGGGGGAUCGACGGUGUGGUUCAUCUGUUUGAUGCUGAGCUCCGCAAGUCAGAGCCAGACUUAGCCCUUCUCUCCCUGGUCCUGGGUUUUGUCGAGCACUUCCUAGCUGUGAACCGGGUCGUUCCCGUAAAUGUUCCGGGAGUCCGCUUUGAACCGCUGGAGCCGGACUGUCCCAACUCCUGCUUUCCCACGGUGGAGCUGGGCAUGAUUUCUGCACUGUACGAACGCUUCACGGCCCAGAUCCGUGGCGCGGUAGACCUGUCCCAGUACAGGAGGACUGCUGCAGGGUCCAGCAGGGAGCUGGUGAAGAAAGUGUCAGAUGUGAUCUGGAACAGUCUAAGUCGCUCUUACUUCAAGGACCGGGCCCACAUUCAGUCCCUCUUCAGUCUCAUCACUGGUACCAAACUGGACAGCUCUGGUGUGGCAUUUGCUGUGGUGGCAGCCUGCCAAGUUCUAGGUCUGAAGGAUGUCCACCUGGCUCUCUCUGAGGACCACGCCUGGGUGAUUUUCGGCAAAAAUGGUGAAGAGACAGCCGAGGUCACCUGGCACGGAAAGGGUAACGAGGACCGACGAGGACAAACUGUCACAGCAGGAGUCAGUGAGAAGAGUUGGCUGUAUCUUAAGGGCUCCUACAUGAAAUGUGACAGAAACAUGGAGGUGGCCUUCAUGGUUUGUGCCAUCAACCCCUCCCUUGAUCUGCAUACUGACAGCUCUGAGCUCCUGCAACUGCAGCAGAAACUCCUCUGGUUGCUGUAUGAUCGAGGCGACCUGGACAGGUAUCCUAUGGCCAUGGGCACUCUGGCGGACCUAGAAGAUCAGGAUCCAAUCCCAGGCAAGGAGAGCCCCCUGGAAAUCCACCUCAAGGCUGUCACUUCUGCUCAGAAGCACUACAACAACGAACACAUCUACCCCUACAUGUACCUGGCUGGUUUCCACUACAGACACAGGAAUGUGCGGGAGGCUCUGAGGGCCUGGGCCAAGGCAGCUCAGGUCAUGCAGGAAUAUAACUAUUUCCGUGAGGAUGAGGAGAUCUACAAGGAGUUCUUUGACAUUGCAAACGAUGUUAUCCCCACUCUGCUGAAGGAGACAGCUGCUGCUGCAGAGAGUCUGGGGGAGGGAGAGGAGGGAGGAGAAGGAGCUGACAAGGAGCACCCUAAGCAGGCAGCAGCCUUCUCAGCACUCCAAGACUCAGAAUGCUUUGCCCACCUGCUGCGUUUCUAUGAUGGCAUCUGCAAAUGGGAGGAGGGCAGCCCCACUCCAGUCCUUCAUGUGGGCUGGGCCACCUACCUGGUCCAGUCUUUGAGCCGCUUUGAUGCUCAGGUGCGUCAGAAGGUGUCGAUCAUCACCAAAGAGCCAGAGUCCCAGGAUGAUGAUGACCAGUCCAGCGAUGACCCCCGAGAGGGGCGCAGAAGAGGCCCCAGGAGAGAGUCCAGGCUGGAGGAGCAGAACUCUCCUCCUCCUGCUGCUCCUUCCUCCCCACCCUCCCCGGCAGCAGCAGCAGCAGCAGCAGCAACCCAGCCCAAGAAGGUGGGAGAGGGAGGGGGCCGCCGCCGCUCCUCCCAGGGUCUGCGGGGCGGAGACGUUGAAGGAAAACCUAAGUCCCCCAGCCCAGCAUCUUCACCCUCAUCCCAACAUCAGGUGUCUCCCUCCCCAGCUGGUCCUGUGGUUGUAUUUCAGAGUGAGAAGAUGAAGGGGAUGAAGGAACUGCUCUGUGCAGCCAAGGUGAACUCCAGUGCCAUCAAGCUGCAGCUGACCGCCCAGUCCCAGGUCCAGAUGAAGAGACAGAAGAGCACACCGGCCGGGGAUUACUCCAUGUCCUUCAUGAAGCGACAACGCAAGUCGCUGUAGACAUGUUGAUUGUUGUAGGAGUUAUUGCGACUCUGUAGGACAUACUGUGAACAGCAGCACGGACACUCGAUUAACCUCGCUUUUGUUUGUGAAACUUUUUACCAGUGUUUUCAUCCAGAGGUCCAGUUCAGUCAAUAUCCUCAUAGUUCCUAGCAAUAUAUUUUACUAGCACAAGUGAGUUAAGCAUCACAUAUCAGGUUUGAACUGAAGGAGUGAACAUUUCAUUCUCUUUUAUUUAAUUAAGAAAAUAUUUUUUGGCAAACUGCCUGGUUUGAUAGAUUGUAAGCACUCACUCAUCAUUAGUUUGUGUAUUAAUUGGCAGCCAAUUGCACACUGACUAUUAACUUCUUAUUGACUUGUGGAUGUUUGAAGCCAAAGUAACGAGGAUAACCAGAAUACAACUUCAGAUGUGUAAAUAUCAACUUAUACCAUUUGGAACUGUUCAUAACUGAAGCCUUGGAAGUGAUUACUUUAGGAUAGUUACUGUGUAACAUUGUCCACUUCUGCUCUAUCGACAGCUUCUUUCUUGCUAGCUCUGUGUUGCCUUAUUUUGCCUUUGUUCUUUUCUAAAGUAGGUGGCCUUUAGUUUUGAGAUUAGCUGAGUUAGGACUAUUUCUAAUUGAUAAGAGAAGACCAGGAAGACCAUGCACUGUUGAGACAGAGGCACAUUAGGUGGCACUGCUACAUCCUAUUUGCUUGAUGAUUUGUGGUUUUUGUUCAUGUUUUUGUAUCUGCAAGUAAUAAAGACCUGAUGAAAAAAGAA
Messenger RNA from Micropterus salmoides (largemouth bass), 2650 nucleotides. It is a transcript of the gene men1, whose product is annotated as multiple endocrine neoplasia I. Gene Ontology annotation, cellular component: chromatin; histone methyltransferase complex; nucleus. Gene Ontology annotation, biological process: regulation of transcription by RNA polymerase II; negative regulation of cell cycle; negative regulation of cell population proliferation. NCBI's taxonomy places the organism in Eukaryota, Metazoa, Chordata, Actinopteri, Centrarchiformes, Centrarchidae. Bases 1 to 1887 code for a protein of 628 amino acids. The transcript is spliced from 9 exons. The record is from RefSeq and is a predicted model, not a curated record. Gene Ontology annotation, molecular function: transcription cis-regulatory region binding; chromatin binding; Y-form DNA binding.